Zootoca vivipara (common lizard) is the source of this 2777-nucleotide messenger RNA. RefSeq names its product dynein axonemal assembly factor 3 (gene DNAAF3). The record is from RefSeq and is a predicted model, not a curated record. NCBI's taxonomy places the organism in Eukaryota, Metazoa, Chordata, Lepidosauria, Squamata, Lacertidae. Gene Ontology annotation, biological process: axonemal dynein complex assembly; motile cilium assembly.
CGGGGUGGCUGGGAGGAAGGCUGAGACCAAGCGGGGCGGCGGCGGCACGGUUUUUGGGAAGGGAAGUUUAAAAAUGUGCGGGAAGAGGGUUGAAUUCAACCUUAUGGAACCGAAGGGAGUCGGGCUACUACGUUGGGUGUGUUUGUGUUGCGUUUGCGGGAAGUGAGGUUGCGAGGGCCGAGCGAGGUUUAGCUACAAGCCCAGCAGUGGCGGAGGAGAGUUUGCGUGUGAACCAUGACAGCAGCAGGAAGCGGCAAUGGUUUUGGCACCACAGCAUGGUGGGGCUUUUCUCCAGCACUUGACCUACAGGCCACAUAGCCAUUUCACUUUCCCAACAGGUCUGGAGGCCUCUAUGGAACAUCUGCAGCUGUCCCAGGAUGGUAUUCCCGAACUGAACAUCCUGCUAGUGGGAUCAGUAGACGGCCGUCAUAUCCUCAAGACAAUGAGUCAGGCGCACCGAUGGCCACGGCGGAAAAUCAAUUUCUAUGUGCUGGAGAACAAUCUGGAAGCCCUGGGUCGGCAGCUGCUGUUCCUGAGUCUGGCUGUGGAGCCUCUAGAGAAGAUGGGGCUGCAAGAGAAAAGUGAGACGUUCUUGGAGCUGAUAGGAAACACAUUGCUCCGAGGCCAGACGGCUGCUUAUCUGCAGGAGAAGGCAAACCUCUUCAUCCGCUAUGUCACAGACCCUGAUUUCCAGCAGGCUCAUCUGCCCCUAGUUGACUUGUCUGCCCUCAAGUUCAAGGAGAGGGACCAGUUGGAGGCCAUCUUCAAGUUCUGGCGGAAUCCCGACCCACAGACUUUCCAGAUCAAGCAGCUCUGGGAUCUGCGACUCCGGCAGUACCUGGGGGCCCGUUAUGACUCUCGCCGCGGGGUGUGUGACUGGGACCUUAAUAUGAAGCUGCAUGAACAUGGGGCCAAUGUGAUAAACUUCCGUGAGUUUUACCGGUGGCGGGACACAGGUAUGGCCUUUGAAAUGCGGGAAGCCCCCUACGACAUCCCCAACAAGACCUUGGCAUCUGGCUGCCUCCUCAGACAUAAAGGGGAGCGAAUACCAGCGCGGGGAUAUUGGGGAGAUGUAGCCACAGGACCCUACAUCAUUUUUGGGAUUGAGGCAGAAGAUCCCAGCCUGCUGAAAACGAUAAAUGGCAUCCCCAGUAAGAGUGCCCAGGAAAUCUCCUUACACAAUGUCACUGCCCUGUUGUAUGAACUCAGCUAUAACACCUGCUAUGACCCAUCAGCAUCCUCUGACGAGGAGGGAAUUAGAGGCAACUUGCAGGGGGCUGGUGACCAUUCCAAGCUGGGUGGUAACGGUGGCCCUCCUUCCGUAGAAGAUGCCAGAGUCUGCUUCUUGCCUCUCAACUGCCUCCCUGAGCUCCACCACAAAGGCAAAUACCAACAGCUCUUCAAUCUCAUAUUUGUCUCUUGCAGCAUGCUGCAUGUCCUAAAACCAAACGUGAAUCUGAUUGCAGCCCCGAAAGCCACUCUUAUUGUUGAGCUGACAAACUUCCUGUCUGACCUCCGCAAGGAGCAGGUCUCCGUGUUCUCCUCUCGAGUAGCCAAACAAGUGGCUGAGGCAGGAUUUGUUCCAGUCCAAGCAGCAGACAAGAAACCCUUCUCCUUGUUCCAGCUUGGGCAUCAGGAGGCUGGAGAGAUCUGUAAUGAGUUCCCUGCGCUCGAGAUGACAGCACCUGGUCCCUGAGCUUCCCCCUCUGUACCCUAGUUUCCUUUAUAACCAUUAUUUUUAAAAGAACAAUAAUUAGUUUCAGACGGGAGUUUCUUGUGGAAUCGGUACAGCUCAGUCACGCAAGCUUUUCUUUUUUUACAUUUAACCUUGUUGUGGAAAAUCCAAGAAGUAAAAACGACGCAUUAUGCACUGCUGAUAUAGAAGCUCAUCGGUGUUCGGGUUUUUUUUUGUGGGCCAGUUGUCAUCUGUGUAGUGGCAUUUCAGCAGCUGCUCUCGGGGGCCCCUGCUUUUGUUUGCUCCUUAGCUGAGCUGUUUUGUUUCCAGCGAACUCCCCAAUACCAGAAAAGUUCAUUUCUACCCAUUGCUGUGCCCUGGUGGGACUUUUGAUAUAAAAAAAUAAAAAAUAUUUACGGUACAAGGGUUGUCUUGCACAAGUCCUCUUUAUCAGAAUUUUGGUGUUUUGUCGCUGCUGAGGUCUGUGAGGCUGGGGAGAUGCGUAUAAAGAUGAAACUUCAGGAAAUAACAAUACUAGGCUGUGAAACUUUCCCUGGCUGAGGGGAACAGGCAUCUCGGUUUUUGUUUCUUUCUUUGGCCUGCUGGCACCUUGUUAUUAUUUUUACUGGCUUGGUUGUGGAGUCAAGUGGGGAACUGAAGACGCUUGCUUGUUUGUCCUGAAGAGAUCACCCUACUUCCAGAUAUCAAAAAUCUUGCAAUGGGGACCAGUCCAAGGUGCCAGAGAUCCCUGGAAUGAGGGGCAAACUCCAUCCUCUCCCAUUUAAUUACUCACAAACAAGGCAACAAAAUAUCCUUAAAGUAGUGACUGGUGGUGGGGCACAGGGGACAAAGCUGGUGUUUCUUGGUAAACAAGAAAGGAGGCAGGGCAAAAAAAGAACAAAUACAACUUUGUAAUCUGACAUUCAGGGUUUGUAGGCAAAUCUUAGGUGGGCGUGCUUAUCUGGAAGUGCUGAUGACCUCUGCGGAGGACCACGCUCGAAAGGAAGUGCAUGGAGAAUUCUAGGUGUGUUUACUCUGAGUAAGUGCCACUGAGUUCGUUGACACUUAGGCUCAUGUUAAUCUGCGCAGGAUCGCAGCUGUA